AUGAUUGUAUUGGACACAGUUUACCUCGAAAUCCUUGAUAAAGAAAAUAUCACCAAUAUCACUCCUUCUAUCCUUUCAGAAUGGAAUUGUUACAUUUUCCAGGAUCACUACAAUGAUAAUAAACAAAAAAAUGAUCCUACCUUUGUCAUACCUGGUAAAAAUAUCUUAUUUGAAUUACAACUACAAACUAAGACCAAAACACCAACAGCAUCGCCAUCUUUGCUAGAGUCAGAUCUAGAUUUUAUUAAUAAAUACUGGUCAAAUAUAUCCUACAAAAUAAUAAAUACAAGCAUCUCAACUGUAAAUAACACAAUAUUCUUUAAACUGGAACUAGAAUGUUUGAUGAAUUGGUCUCAUAUAAACUGUACUGAAAAGAAGCCAAUCACUGUGUCUAAAAUACUUAUAAAAGGCGGGUUUAUCUCCCUAGGUAAUAUACCUUCCUCAAUUUUAGUCAGCACAUUGAAAAAUUUUAUGAAUGGAUUGUUUUUAUCACAAUUGGAAUUCAAAUACCCCUUGUGUUUUAAUAAAAUUGUUCGUAAGCACUAUGCGUUGCAUUCAAUUUACUACAAGUACAAUCAACUCUAUAAGAUUAAUUUUAGAAAUGUGGUGGAUAUUUUGGUCAAGGAUCCACGAAACACAACAAUCUAUAAAAUGAUUAUGUAUCCAUACAAAAAACCAUAUAGCUUACCAUUUCCUACAACAAAAUCAGACUCCUCGCUAAUAUUGGAUUAG
Molecule: messenger RNA, 732 nt
Organism: Saccharomycodes ludwigii
Lineage: Eukaryota; Fungi; Ascomycota; Saccharomycetes; Saccharomycodales; Saccharomycodaceae
Exons: 1
Coding region: 1-732 (243 amino acids)
Source: RefSeq, a predicted model, not a curated record